This is a messenger RNA of Myotis daubentonii (Daubenton's bat), 3016 nucleotides long. RefSeq names its product RecQ like helicase (gene RECQL). Gene Ontology annotation, cellular component: cytoplasm; chromosome. Gene Ontology annotation, biological process: double-strand break repair via homologous recombination. Gene Ontology annotation, molecular function: 3'-5' DNA helicase activity; four-way junction helicase activity; nucleic acid binding. The record is from RefSeq and is a predicted model, not a curated record. Lineage: Eukaryota; Metazoa; Chordata; Mammalia; Chiroptera; Vespertilionidae.
GAGUUAGGGGAGGUGUUCGUGGGGAUUAUGGGCAGCCUAAAGUUCCUACUCUCAAGCCGCAUCUCCUUCCACUUGCUCAUAUGUACUCUUUCUUAGGUUUUAGUCAUUCAUAGGUAUUUAGAGGUCCUUAAUACAAAGCAUGUUUUGUUUUGUUUUUCCUACUUCUGAGCUUUUCAGGUUCUCUUCUGAAAUUUAUGAACUCCCCACCCCACCAUAGAAUGCCAAAUCCUUUUUUAAGAUUGAGCCUAAAUUAAAGAAAUUUGGAUCUCUAAUUCAGUGUUGGAAUGGCGUCUGUUUCAGCUCUAACUGAGGAAUUGGAUUCUGUGAACAAUGAGCUACAUGCAGUAGACAUUCAAAUUCAGGAACUUCUGGAGAGGCAACAAGAGCUUACUCAGAAAAAAACCAUCCUAACAAACAGAAUAAAGCAGUGUUUGGAGGAUUCUGAUGCUGGGGGAAGCAAUGAAUGUGAUUCUUCACCUGCCUCUUGGAAUAAAGAAGAUUUUCCAUGGUCUGAUAAAGUUAAAGAUGUUCUGCAAAAUGUCUUUAAACUGGAGAAGUUCAGACUGCUUCAGCUUGAAACUAUUAAUGUAACAAUGUCUGGAAAGGAUGUAUUUCUUGUUAUGCCUACAGGAGGUGGAAAGAGCUUAUGCUACCAGUUACCAGCAUUAUGUUCAGAUGGUUUUACACUUGUGAUUUGCCCAUUGAUUUCUCUUAUGGAAGACCAAUUAAUGGUUUUAAAACAAUUAGAAAUUCCAGCUACCAUGUUAAAUGCUUCUAGUUCUAAGGAGCAUGUGAAAUGGGUUCAUGCUGAAAUGGUAAAUAAAAACUCCAAGCUAAAGCUGAUUUAUGUGACUCCAGAGAAAAUUGCAAAAAGCAAAAUGUUUAUGUCAAGACUAGAGAAAGCCUAUGAAGCAAGGAGAUUUACCCGAAUAGCUGUGGAUGAAGUUCACUGCUGUAGUCACUGGGGUCAUGAUUUCAGACCCGAUUAUAAGGCACUUGGUAUCUUAAAGCGCCAGUUCCCGAACACAGCACUGAUUGGGCUGACUGCAACCGCAACCAGUCAUGUUUUGAAGGAUGCUCAAAAAAUACUGUGUGUUGAGAAGUGUUUUACUUUUACAGCUUCUUUUAAUAGGCCAAAUCUUUAUUAUGAGGUUCGUCAAAAGCCUUCAAACACUGAAGAUUUUAUUGAGGAUAUUGUAAAGGUCAUUAAUGGGAGAUACAAAGGGCAAUCAGGAAUCAUUUAUUGCUUUUCUCAGAAGGACUCUGAGCAAGUUACAGGUAGUUUACAGAAAUUGGGAAUUCGUGCAGGUGCAUACCAUGCCAAUAUGGAACCAGAAGAUAAGACCAAGGUUCACAGAAGAUGGUCAGCCAAUGAAAUUCAGGUAGUAGUGGCAACGGUUGCAUUUGGUAUGGGAAUUGAUAAACCAGAUGUGAGAUUUGUUAUUCAUCAUUCAAUGAGUAAAUCUAUGGAAAAUUAUUACCAAGAGAGUGGACGUGCAGGUAGAGAUGACACGAAAGCGGACUGUAUUUUGUAUUAUGGCUUUGGAGACAUAUUCAGAAUCAGUUCAAUGGUGGUGAUGGAGAAUGUGGGGCAACAAAAGCUUUAUGAGAUGGUGUCAUACUGUCAAAACAUAAGCAAAUGUCGCCGUGUAUUGAUAGCUCAACAUUUUGAUGAAGUAUGGAACUCAGAAGCGUGCAACAAAAUGUGUGAUAAUUGCUGUAAAGACAUUUCAUUUGAAAGAAAGAAUGUAACAGCCUACUGCAGAGAUCUAAUCAAAAUCCUGCAGCAGGCAGAGGAAAUGAAUGAAAAGCUCACUCCACUGAAACUGAUCGAUUCUUGGAUGGGACGGGGAGCAGCAAAAUUGAGAGUAGCAGGUGUUGCUCCUCCCACACUCCCUCGUGAAGACCUGGAGAAAAUUAUUGCGCACUUUCUUCUACAGCAGUAUCUUAAAGAAGACUACAGUUUUACAGCUUACGCUACCAUUUCCUAUUUGAAAACAGGACCUAAAGCUCAUCUUCUGAACAACGAGGCACAUGUUAUUACUAUGCAAGUAAAGAAGUCCAUGCAGACCUAUUUCGGGAUUGAAUCAUCUCAAACUUGUCAUUCUGAAAGAUCUGAUAAAAAGAAGGAAGGAAAAAAUUCGGGCAACUUCCAGAAGAAAUCUGCAAAUAUACUUCAGCAAUCUGAUACUAAGAAUACAGGGGCUAAGAAAAGAAAAAUUGAUGAUGCAUGAGAUGAAUGUUUCUAAAUUUUCCAAGAAAACAGUUUUAUGCAUGCAUGCACCAUUAUUUUUAUAGCUUAAAUUUUAAGACACUUUCAUUAAUAUUUUAUAUAUGUGAAGCUAUAUUUUAAGAACUUCUCUCUAAAGUAUUGAAGACUUGAGAAUUUGAGAACUUUUGACAAUUUAAGAGCAUGAACUGCAUACAUUUACAGUGUGAAAUGAGGGGAAAAAUAAAUUUUUAAUGUAAAACCCUUUAAAAGUAAAAUAGUUAAGGGAGUAAGUUCACAUAACUAUCUUAAGCUCUUUACGCCUUGUAAUUUUUUUUUGACAGAACUAUCUUUUGACAGCAGUGUUGUUGUACUGAGAAUUUUACAUAGGCUCAUCACAGAGUGAGUACCCUCAGGUUAUAACAUGUAGAAUUCACACAAAAAGAGUAAUAAGGUAUCAAUACUGAUAUUAGUAAAUAAGAUGGCGAUGUCUCUAUUUAAGUAAAAUAAAACUAAGAUUGAAACCAUAGCCCUAUAUUGACAUUUCAUAAAGAAUGGCUCUUUUUAGACCAACCUAGCUCCAAAAUUAAAUCCCAAGUGAACGCGUCUAAGUUUAAAGCACAUAAAUGAGUAACUUGAAAAUUCUUACAUAAGUGGUCGUGAGAGGUCAGUUUUGUGUUAGAAAAAAAUAUAUCUGUAAGUUAUCCAAACUGAUUUCAUCUUUAGAAUUUUAUUUUUAAAUACUUCUCCACUAAAAUCAUUAUCUUUAACUUCAAUGUGGUCACCGUUAAAUCAGUGCAGUCCUUC